Serendipita indica DSM 11827 is the source of this 747-nucleotide messenger RNA. The record is from the annotation of a GenBank genome assembly. Lineage: Eukaryota; Fungi; Basidiomycota; Agaricomycetes; Sebacinales; Serendipitaceae.
AUGGCCCCUGAUAUCGACUUGGACGGCUUUGCCAAUGCCGUGCAUGAGAGCAUAGACGCAAUUCAGCCAUGGGUCAAUGCUAGAUCCGACCUCCCAGUCGUACAGGGGACACUGGCGACAUUGCAACAGCAGGUCUGGCAGUACUGUGCCAAUGUCAAAGACUCUGCUGGCGCCGCCAGCUCUGGUGCAAGGUUUGCGGAACAGGCUCAGCAGCUGUGUACAUACCUGUUGGACAAGUCUACUCCGACGUUCCGCAUUAGACGACAUAUCGAUGAUAUGAAGAAGGUAGCGAGACAGGCACAACAGGAAGCACACGCAACGACCCUGUCGUUUCGAGAAUCCAGGAGAAGCCUCAAUGAGGCAAAAGAAGCCAAGUCUGACGCAAAAGCCUCUGCAAUCGUCAAAUCUAUUCUUUUCCCGCUCGGUAUCCCUUGGUUCAUUGAAAAGGCUGAAAGAAAGCGUGCCGAAGCACGCUGGGUAAUGCAAGACAGCAUGGUCCAAGCGAAUCAAUGCGCCGCUUCCCGCGUGGUUCUGUCUCAACUAUCCGGCAGCAUUGAGCACAUGGCUCACCACAUCGAGAGCCUCACGAAUUGGUGGAUCGAAGUCGAGACCGCUCUCAACUCUAUUGCCGAAAAUGUUGAGAUCAUUCAAGGGGACGGGUACCAUAAGCUCCGCCUCAUCCAGUUGCGAAAGCGAUGGUUCAAGCUGAGAGGGGAAUAUUUACGAUACACGCAAGAGCUCGACUGA